Molecule: messenger RNA, 324 nt
Organism: Penicillium lagena
Lineage: Eukaryota; Fungi; Ascomycota; Eurotiomycetes; Eurotiales; Aspergillaceae
Exons: 2
Coding region: 1-324 (107 amino acids)
Molecular function (GO): protein binding
Source: RefSeq, a predicted model, not a curated record
AUGCCUGCAGGCUUCGAAAAUUUCGACAACAAUGUUCAUCCCGGAAGCGACUUGGCCAAUCUCAUUGGAAUUGGGGAUACCAGCGAAUACUGCGACUUGCUUGACUCUAGUGAGUCUGUGGACUGGGCAAACAAAAUACAAGCAGGAAUUGCCCUUUCGUUCGAGGAUUACGUGGGGAAGGCCAACGUGUCAAUGGCGGAUGUGUUUGAUAAUGGAGCUUGGCUGGAUGAACGGAAAAUUCCUAUUAUCUCCUCUGAUGUUGAUGUUCACAUAUCUCUCUCCUAUGUUGAGAGCCAAAUAACACAGAUCUGGACCAGUCAGUGA